Molecule: messenger RNA, 1324 nt
Organism: Mangifera indica (mango)
Lineage: Eukaryota; Viridiplantae; Streptophyta; Magnoliopsida; Sapindales; Anacardiaceae
Product: immune-associated nucleotide-binding protein 9-like
Exons: 6
Coding region: 150-1181 (343 amino acids)
Molecular function (GO): GTP binding
Source: RefSeq, a predicted model, not a curated record
AGAACAUCCUUAAAAAUGUUUAAAUUAAAUAAAAAUAUAUCCCUUUUUCUAUUUAUGACUUCAAAUUUUUCAGUAUUUGACGCAACGUCUUUAUCUUCUCUCUGUCUCUCUCCCUCGUCUCUCAAGUGAAGUAAUUUAAUAUUUACAUAAUGGGUGGAAGUGCAAUAGAUAGUCUGAUAGAUGAUGAUUGGGAGCUCCCUUCCCUAUCCAGUGGAGAACGGACUGUCGUUUUAGUUGGUCGUACUGGCAAUGGAAAAAGUGCCACUGGGAAUAGUAUUCUGGGAAGAAAGGCUUUUAAGUCAAGGGCUAGUUCAUCGGGUGUUACUAGUACAUGUGAAUUGCAGAGAACUCAACUCAAAGAUGGCCAGAUCAUUAAUGUUAUUGAUACUCCUGGACUCUUUGAUUUUUCUGCUGAAUUUGAAUUUAUUGGGAAAGAAAUCGUCAAAUGUAUUAAGUUGGCCAAGGAUGGUAUCCAUGCAGUCCUUGUAGUUUUCUCAGUGAGAACCCGUUUUUCUCAAGAAGAAGAAGCCGCACUACGCAGCCUGCAAACUUUAUUUGGAAACAAAAUUAUAGACUAUAUGAUUGUAGUCUUCACCGGUGGGGAUGAACUUGAAGAUAAUGAGGAAACAUUAGAUGACUAUUUGGGUCGUGAUUGUCCAGAUCCUUUAAAGGAUAUUCUUGCAUUGUGUGAAAAUAGACUAGUGCUUUUUGAUAACAAGACUAAGGAUGAAACCAAAAGAGCUAACCAAGUUGGAGAGCUUCUCUGCCUUGUUAACAGGGUCACAGCGCAGAAUGGUGGACAACCAUACACAGAUGAUAUAUUUGCUGAGUUGAAGAAGGGGGCUAUGAAACUUCGUGAUCAACAAGCGGAGGUUGAUUGCCUGAAGGGAUAUUCAAAACGAGAAAUUUCAGAGCUGAAGGAGCAAAUAGAAAGAUCAUAUGAUGCCCAGCUCAAACGAAUUUCUGAGAUGGUUGAGUCAAAGCUCAAAGAGACAACUAGUAGGCUUGAGAAGCAAUUGGCAGAGGAGCAAGCUGCCCGAUUGAAGGCAGAGGAGAAGGCACAAGCAGAGCAAAUGAGGUCAAACGAUGAAAUUUGUAAGCUUAGAGAGAAUCUUGAAAAAGCACAAAGGGAGACCGAGGAGCUUCGAAGGAGAGCUGAAAGUCGGUGUGCUAUUCUUUGACCGGUCUUCAAUCAUUUGUGAGUGCAUUAUGUGCGUUGUAAUGAAGAACACCUAAGAUUGUUAUCUUUGUUGCUCUUUUUCCUACCUUGAUGUCAAUAUGUUCUUACUGCAAAUAUAUGUGAUGUUAUCUAGAAAUUGCCCAA